AGUGAUGCCAAAUGAAGGAAGCCUAAAUGGAGGAACAAGCCUUACGAUUCAAGGAGAAGGAUUUGCCCAAGAAACCCAAUUCAGCCUCAGCAGUGACAGUAAUGACCUUGGGAACAAUGUCCAGCUGGUGUCCGACACAAGAUCUUUUCCCUGUGAUGUGCAAAAGGCCUCCAGCCAUAGCAGACUAAUACUUUGCUACACCAGAGCAAUGCCGGAGGAUGGUUACGUGGUGCGCGUCAGUGUGGAUGGCGUGCCGGUUCCUGAAGAAAACAUCUGCUAUGGGGACAGCAGAUCUUACUGGUGUUCCUUCCAUGCUAGACUCUCCAACACUCCUACAGUCAAUAGCCUUCUGUCAAUUUCUGGUUUACCAGGGACCCUAAUUACAAUGGAAGGAAACAUCUUUACGGACAUGUAUGGGACGAAUUGGCUCAGAAGUUCAAAUGGCCUGAACGUCUGGUUCUUGAGGUCUUACAUGGGAGGGAUGCCUUGUGAGCUUCUGAAAGCCAACUCCGAUCUCCCGUUUGAGCUCAGGAUAAAUUGGUAUACCUAUGGAAGAAUGUCUUGCAAAAUGACUGGGAAAUAUGUUGGGCAUCACAACCUUACCUUCAUUAUUAGUGGUGAAUAUGGAAGGAGUUUAGGUGAUCGCGCAGUUUAUUCUGUUUCAUCAUUGAACAAGCUGGCUAUGUUCCAGACAUAUGCUGAGGUAUCUGGGAUUUCUCCAGCAGUGGGAAGCCUAGAAGGUGGAACUGUUCUGACUAUUUCUGGAAACUUCUUUGACCAAACAGAUUAUCCUGCCACAGUUCUUAUUGCAGGGAUGAAAUGUGACAUUCAGAGCUUAUUCGACCAUAGAAUUACAUGCAAGAGUCCCAAGUUCCAGCAACAGAAUGCAACAAUCUUUCCAGGUGGUAGGGGUGUGAAAAUGGAGAUGUGGACCAACACCAGCCCAGCUAGGCUAGAGGAGGCGCUGAGCUACAAUGAGAAUACGUCGGGAUACUCCACAAACUGGACGGACUCACUAUCCUACACCUGGCAACAAGAAAUAGAUUACUUUGUUGGAAGACUGAGCGGAUUCUUUGUUCCAACUGAGACAGACAACUACACCUUCUACAUCAAGGGAGAUGACCGCACAGCUCUCUACUUCAGCCAUACUGGGAACCCUCAAGAUAAGGUGAAGAUUGCCUACACAGAUUUUCAAACAGUCAGCUUUUUCGCAUUCAGCACACAGAAAUCCGACAGCAUUCAUCUAGAAGCAGGAAAACCGUACUAUGUAGAAGCCCUUUUGCAGGAAUAUUCAUGGGUUGCUUCGGUGGAUGUUGGCCUCUUUAAGGAAAAGAGCAUUUUCACAUCACAGCAAACAGCAGAAGCUAUCAAUGAAGUCCAAGUUAUCCGAGCCACCUCUGACAUUGUGGAAGAAAGACAAGUGCUCACCUUUGAAAACUGGACCGUUGCACAACCAAUCAGUGAGGUUCAGAGUGUGAAUAUCAGCAGUAGAUGUUUUGAGCUGGACACCUGUGAGAGCACUUACUACAUACUCAUCUACAACUCUGAGAAAACAGGCAAGAUUCCUAUUGCUGUGAGUGCCUCAGCAGUAGAAGUGCAGAACGCCCUAAACAGUCUGUGGUCGAUAAAGCCAGACAUGGUCCAGGUGUUAAAAGUGGACGACAGUGAAAGGUCUAUUUACCACGUGACUUUCAACUCAAAAAGAGGUGCUUUCCAGAGCAUUAAUUAUGAAACUCCUGAGUUGGAUGUCAGCAUUACAGUGACCGAGCUCACCAAAGGAAAGCCCAGCCUGGAAACUUUCACUCUGCAGUGGGGCGGCAUCUUAUCCAGACCAAUUAACAUCAGUGCACCUGAGUCAGAGGUAGUGGCUUCCAUUCCCCCAGCAGAACUAAAUGCCAGUGUCCGUCUUCAGUGCCUUGAAGGAGACAUGUGUGUCCUUCCUCUGAAGGUGCAGUCAGCAGUGGAGGCCAUGUUGAUGGCAGAUUGUGCCAAAAAGAUCUUGCCUGUGGAGAACAAUGAAGUGGCAUUUUUCAAAGACUACGAGGUUCCUGAUUCAGUGAAUGGGAUACGUGUCUUUGAUACAGAGGCGUUCUGUGGCAAAUACUCACUUAUGAACCCCGAUUACUUGUUCCUGUAUUACAAUACAAAGAACACGGGGAGCCCCUAUGGAUCUGUCUCACUGAAGAGGUACAGCACGCUCUGCUUUGCCUACAAAGGACAGCUGAAAAGGGAGAUUGGAGUAGAGUUUACAUAUGUAAACAGCAAUGGCCAAAACCAGUUAAUAUAUAUGCUCCCAGCAGACAUUCAAGGAGGGGAAACAUGGAAUUACAUCUGUGUUGACUUGCUGAGCCCACUGCAAAUGGCAUACCCAGGGAGCGACUACAACCUUAUCAGCCUACGUCUGUUCAGUGAAGGAGCCAAUCAGAAUUUCUAUGUGGAUGUUGUUUACAUUGGGAAAAGGCCGCUAGUGUCAGAUAGCAAUGCUGUUACAGCAAUGCGAAGACCUCCAGCUUUGGCUCGCCAGGGCCUUUUCCUCCAGUGGGUAUCAGUGCACAAACUCCAGAGCAUGCAAACCUCACAUAUAAGCUAUGAGAUCACAGCUGCUCCCUUCAACUGUGGCCAUAACGUUCCCCUACUAGCUGCUGAGUUCCUCCAGGUCACCAAUCACAGUGAAGAUAUGGCUAAAUUUGAGGAUGGAAAUGCAAGUGUCACUGUGACCAGACUUUCAAGGGCAAGCCCUCCACUGUCAGGAACUUUUGACUUGGAGAUCAAUGGCAAUCGCUUGCAAGGUCUGGCUGUCGACGUGACGGCAGAGGACCUCAGGUAUGCAAUGCAGGGGGUACCAGCGGCUGGACAGCUGCAAGUGACUCAUUCUGGAAGCUGCCAUAGCUAUGACUGGCAGGUGGAAUGGCGGUCCAACCCGGGGAGCCAGCCACUCAUUCAGAUCAACAGUUCAUCUGUUAAGGGAGUUAAUCCCAAAGUUACAGCAUUUGUUCAGACUAAAGGAGGCUUAUUCAAAUCAAGGAUUAUGGGAGACUUUUUGAGAGUGCCGGAAGACAGACCCCAGGUACAAGUCUUGAUCAACAGAAUUCCAUCAAAAUGCUCCGGUGACUGUGGGUUUGAGUGGCUGGACUCAAACACACCAAAAAUGACAGGGAUCAGUCCCGGUGAAGGUUCUUAUGCUCUAGGCACCAUCAUCACCAUUUCUGGGUCAGGAUUUGCCAGUGAAAAUGUCACAGUAUUGGUGGGAGAUGUGGAAUGUUCUGUUCUGCAUUUGAGCAGCGUUAUGCUGACCUGCAAAGUUGGCCAAGCCAGUGCAGGAACGCACCCUGUCUUCCUGAGCUUCUCCUCCCUGGGCAAUGCACAGCACAUAGGAAGGAACUCAUUCAAUUUUACCAAUCAGAUGGGAGUCUCCUCCAUCUCACCAUCUUCCGGGAGUAUAGAAGGGGGCACACUGCUUACUGUGUUGGGCUUUGGAUUUGCUGAGGGAAUCGUCGUCAUGAUUGGCACAAGAAGUUGCACUGUUGUCUCAGUCUUCCUGGAACAGCUGAUGUGCAUAACACCACCGGGGGCAGCUGGGACCCUUCCCGUGUCUUUGCAAAUGGAGGGAGGUACUGUGCUUUUAAAUGAAUCCUUCACCUAUGAUGAAACACUGAUUCCAUUGAUGACGGACUUGUGGCCACGAACAGUCAAUGUGACAGGACAUCAAAUACUCACUAUCCUGGGUGUGAAAUUUCAAGACCAAGGCAACCACAGUAGGGUCCUUAUCGGGGCUGAGGAAUGCCGAAUCAUCCACUGGUUCUCCAGCAACAUCACCUGCCUUCUGCCCCAGCUUCCUCCUGCCCUCUACAGCGUGCAAGUCCAAACUGAGAGUUGGGGCUGUGCUAAGGCGAGCAUGAAAGAGAAUGCCACCAUUGAGUAUGUGCUGAAGGUGACAAGCAUCCACCCAACACAGGGCUCUCUGUAUGGGGGCACAAGGCUCACAGUGACUGGUUCCGGGUUCAGUUCCAACAUAUCUCAGAACCUGGUCUCACUGGGAGAUGUCAGGUGUGAAGUCAUCUCAGCUUCAGAACACAACAUAGAGUGCAUCGUACAGUCAAGUGAAAAAACCUACACUGUGACAAAUAAGGGAAUCCAUCCUGAUUAUGGGAUAGGGUACAUGUGGAGUCCCUCUUCCAUGACUGCUCAAGUUGGCGACACUGUGGUCUGGCGCUGGGAGGUGCCCCCUUUCAUCUCUGGAGUCGGUUACAGGGUUUUCAGUGUCUCCAGUCCCAGCAGCACCAGUUAUGAUGGUGCGGGCUUCACCAGUGGGGACAUCAAAACGAAGUCUGGGUUCUUUAGCUACCGUUUCACAGCUCCUGGUACCUACUACUACAGCAGUGGCUACGUCGAUGUAGGAAUGCAGAGGUUCAUGCAAGGUGUGGUAAAAGUUCAGUCUCUGCAGGACAGAGACAGCAGGCUGAACCUUACCGUGGGAGGAUUUGAGGCUAAUUAUCAGCCAGACUAUCAGCUCUCUAAUGAGUCAACAUCUGAGCGCACCUCAGAGCCUCAGUGCUUCCAAAAUGUGGAUCUCACCAGUGGAUUCUACUUUAGCUUCCUGGCAUGUGUCUCACCUUCUGUCAGCUGCAUCAUGCCUAACAAUGGCACAGGUGACACUAUCAUCCACAUCGAAGGCAGUGGCUUCAGCAACACCAGCUGUGCUAAUGAGGUUAAUAUCGGGGACCGGACUUGUCAUGUGAUAAAUAGCACCACAACAUAUAUCAACUGUCAGCUUGGCUCUGAGAGCGGCCUGGAAGUUGGGAUUGCCCAUCCUGUUUCAGUGCAGGUGAAUAACUUGGGCAUGGCAAUCACAUCGAUGAUCGGCGAGUUCGGUCGACGAUUUGUCGUCCUGCCUGUGAUGAAAUCUGUAACACCCAAAGCCGGAGGCACCACUGGACAAACCCGCAUCAUUAUCUGGGGCUCAGGGUUCUUGGCUGGCCUGGUACCCACAGUCAGUGUGGUGGGUGAGCCCUGUACCAUCUUCUCCAUGAACUACACUACCAUCAUCUGUGACACCUCCUCUGCUUCCGCACUUACUGGAGAUGUUGAGGUCAUGGUGGGGCCCAUCACUGCUUCCUGCCUUGGUGACUGUCAGUAUGAGUACUCUCCACAGUUCGUCCCCCGCAUCACCGGUGUCUCCCCAAGCAACAUCAGUGGGAACUUCACCACUAUCACUGUCAUGGGUGCAGGGUUUGGAGACCGGGUGGAUGAUGUGGUUGCCUAUGCAGGUUACACAGCCUUGGAGGUUUUGGAGGUCACAGACAGUAACAUAACCCUCAUGGUAGACUCACUGCCUGCUGGCCAUCAUAUCCUAAGGGUAGUGAUCCUGACCAAGGGCCUGGCCGAAGGUGACGUCACUCUCAGCAGCCUUGCCAUCGCUACACUCAGCCCAGUCACUGGCAGCACCCAGGGUGGCACACCCCUCCUAAUCACAGGCAAUGGCUUUUUGGAGGGGAACACCUCUGUAACUGUGGGGGGGUCGCUGUGCUUGCCUCAAAGUGUGAGGCCUAACGAAGUGCGCUGUCUGACAGCUGCCAAUGCGGAGGGCAGCGUACAAGUGAGGAUACAAGUUCUAUCUGUGAUGUACCCAACUAUGACUUUCAAAUAUUCAUUGAACGACACCCCGAUCAUCACAGCAGUGAACCCUGCCACAGGUCACCGUGGGACAGCUAUAACUAUUGCAGGGUCAGGAUUUGGCACAGAUGCCCAGCUGGUUGAAGUUAGCAUAGGUGGUACACGAUGCAGUGUGACUGCUAUCAAUGAUACCACUGUCCAGUGCACUGUAGGAGCACAUGCUGGAGGAACUUUUCGCAUAGUGUUCCACCACAAAAUCAAAGGCUAUGCUUCAUCUUUGGUCGAUUUCAGCUAUGAGUUCCUGGUGAAUGAUGUUGAACCUCAUGCAGGGGGACAUGGUGGUGGUAACAUAUUGACUGUUCAAGGAACUGGAUUUGACCCUGACUUCUCCAGAGUGAUGGUCUGUGGCAGGGAAUGCAAGGUGCAGAGACUAAGGUCCACAUUCACCAGCCUGUAUUGUGAGAUUCCUGAAAGCAACAGUACAGCACUACAACAAUUUUGCACAGUCGAGGUGCAGAAUGGCAACAGCUCAGUGAAAAUAGUGGAUGCCUUCUCCUACAACACCAGUCUUACACCGUUUAUAACAACAGUCUCCCCUCAUAGAGGAGGAACUGCUGGAGGCACAAAGCUCACAAUCACCGGUUCCAAUUUCAGCAUGAACAUCAGUGAGGUAAGCGUGACCAUUGCUGGAUCUGUGUGUGACGUUGAGUCUACCAACAGCACCCACAUCAUCUGCAUCACAAAUGCUCAGCCACAGUCCCAGAAAGCCAUGGUCCGCAUCAGCAUUGGGAACAGAGGCAUUGCAAAGACGGGCAAUGCCGAUUUCUUUUACAUUGAUGUCUGGUCCUCCGCGUAUACAUGGGGAGGCCAGUCUCCCCCAGAAACAGGCAUGUUUGUAGUCAUUACAAAGGGUCAGACCAUCCUGCUGGAUAUGAGUACCCCUGUCCUGAAGAUGCUCCUGAUUCAGGGUGGGACCCUGGUGUUUGAUGAAAUAGAUAUUGAGCUACAAGCAGAGAAUAUCCUGCUAACAGAUGGAGGAGUCCUUCAGAUAGGCACGGAGGCUGCACCGUUCCAGCACAAGGCCAUUAUCACGCUGCAUGGGCACCUGCGCUCUCAGGAGCUGCCCAUCUAUGGCAGCAAGACCCUGGGGGUCCGCCAGGGAGUACUGGACCUGCAUGGUAUUCCAAUUCCCACCACUUGGACGCAUUUGAAUGAGACGGCUCCCGCUGGCUCUUCCACUCUGACUCUGAAGCAGGCAGUGACAUGGAAAGCUGGGGACCAGAUUGCCAUUGCUUCAACUGGUGACAGGCACAGCCAGAUGGAAAAUGAGAUGCUAACAAUAGCCUCGGUGUUGGACAAUGGAAGGACCCUGAACCUAUCGCAGCCUCUUAAGUACACUCACCUCGGGGUGAGCGUCACACUACCCAAUGGAAAGGUGUUUGAGGGGAGGGCUGAAGUGGGCCUCCUCACCAGAAACAUUGUCAUCAGAGGCUCCAACAACAUCGAAUGGAAUGAUAAGAUAGAGGCCUGUCCAGAUGGAUUUGACAUAGGGGAAUUUGCAACCCAGACCUGCUUCCAAGGAAGGUUUGGGGAAGAAAUAGGAAGUGACCAGUUUGGGGGCUGCAUUAUGUUCCAUGCCCCAAAGCCAGACCAGAAUUUGGCAAUUGGAAGACUUGAGUAUGUUGAGGUCUUUCAUGUUGGCCAAGCAUUCCAGCUCGGGCGAAGCCCCAUCCAUUGGCACCUGGUGGGAGAUGUUCAUCAAAAAUCAUACAUUCGUGGCUGUUCCAUUCACCAGGCUUAUAACCGGGCUAUCUCCAUCCAAAAUACCCACAAUCUGUUAGUAGAGCACAAUGUCAUCUAUGACAUUAUGGGAGGAGGCUUCUUCAUCGAGGAUGGCAUAGAGACUGGUAACAUCCUGCAGUAUAACCUGGCUGUGUUUGUCAAGCAAAGCACCAGCCUGCUCAAUGACGACAUCACCCCAGCCGCUUAUUGGGUCACUAACCCCAACAACAUUAUCAGGCACAAUGCUGCUGCUGGUGGAACCCACUUUGGAUUCUGGUAUCGAAUGCAUGAUAACCCCGAUACCCCAUCAUAUAACCCCAAUAUCUGUCCAAAGAGAGUGCCACUUGGAGAGUUCUUCAACAAUACUGUCCACUCCCAAGGCUGGUUUGGCCUCUGGAUCUUUGAGGAGUACUACCCUACUAGGUAUGGCAUGUGCUAUUCAUCAGAUCCACAGCCUGCCCUUUUCAGAUCACUGACUACUUGGAACUGUGAGAAGGGAGCAGAGUGGGUAAAUGUGGGUGCAGUUCAAUUCAGUGAUUUUAUGAUGGUCAACAAUGAGGUAGCUGGAAUUGAGUGCAAGCGCAUCAUGCCCUGGACUAUCAGAGGCUGGGGAAAGGACGGUGGGGCAUUGGUGAUGAACAGCACUAUUGUGGGCCACGUCGAUGUGCUGGGUCUCGGCUCUAAAUAUUGCACUGCUCAAGGGAUCACCCUGCCAUUGGACGAUGGCAUGAGCGUCAUGUCCACAGCUUUUGUGAACUUUGACCGCCCGUCCUGCGCUGCCAUCGCAGUGGCAAUAGUUACUGGAGUCUGCACUGACCACUGCGGAGGCUGGAGUUCCAGGUUCAGUGGAAUCCAGUUCCACACCUGUCCCAAAAAGGCGGCCUUCAAGUGGGAGCAUGAGGUGGCCCUCAUCGACAUGGAUGGCUCUCUCACAGGAAGCACUGGUCACACGGUUGUGCCGCACAGUGCUCUACUGGACCCAGACCACUGCGCAGUCUCAGUGGAGUGGAGUGCUGCCUAUCAGGCAUCUGUGUGUGAUGAAACGGUCAGAUUCCACCGGCUCAUCAUCACUUACCCACAGCCUUACUCUCUCUGGUAUAAGGAGCUCAUACUUACCAACUCGUUUGGAAAAUCCUCACUCACGUUUCUGACAUACAUGGUCACCCACUAUUGGGGUUGGCUGGCAAUGCUUCCUGACUCAGAAACGUAUAACUGCUACUUUAAAGAUGCAGAUUACAUCACAUACAUAUCAUAUGGUGCUAUGUUCUAUGGGUUCAAGGAAGAAGAUUACAUCAUCAUCAAUCAUAAUCUGACCCAAAUCCCCGACAGGUUCCAGAUUGUUGAUAAGAGAAAUGCUUCAGUGCUUCCUUUGAAUUUCAGCAGAAAUGUACAUGGUGACUGGUACUUCAAUGAGACCACAAAGAGUCUCUACUACAUGGUGUCUGGAAAGGGGGCACCCAAAUGGAGGAGUGGCAGUGCUGACCCACAAGUAGCAGACAUCCAAGUCAACUUCCAAGUGGAGCACUGUUUCUACAAGGGCUGUGUGGCACCGAGUCCUGGCAUCCCUGGCAUCCCUGGCUCCCCUGGCAUCCCCCUUCCUCCAGGGCUCGACCAUCAACAAUCUUCCAAAUCUAACCUCGUCCUGUGGUCCAAUGAAACUUUCUGGAAGUCAUCUCCAGAAAACAAUUUCAAAGUUCCAACUGAUGGAGACGAUGUUGUUAUUCCUUCAGCCAUUUGGAUGGUCAUGGAUAUCGACAUCCCAUCACUGAACAAAAUUUUGGUGCUUGGAGUUCUGGAAAUCCCUGACACAAUGAACAAAACACUGAACCCAGGAGGACAGUAUAGAAAUUUGAUUAUUAAUGUGACCUACAUCUCUAUUCAGGGUGGACGGCUCAUUGCAGGGUGGCCAGACAAUCCAUUUAAGGGAGAACUGAGCAUAGUCCUUAAAGGGAAUCACUUUACUCCAGAGUGGCCUUUACCCAGUGACCUAAAUCAGGGAGCCAAGGUGAUAGGUGUGUUUGGGAUCUUGGACUUGUAUGGAAAGCCCCACAAUAUGUCCCGUACCAAGCUGGCCAGCACGGCACCAGCAGGUUCCAGCACCAUCACUCUGCAGGAUGCUGUGGACUGGCAGGCAGGUGAUGAGAUUGUCAUCUCAACCACCAGCUACAACCCAUGGCACACAGAGGUCCGGAAGAUUUUGUCGAUUUCAGCCACUGGGAAGAUACUAACACUCAACCAAUCCCUUUUCUACAAUCAUAGUGGUGAAAACUUCACUGUUUAUGAAACUAAGCAGAACUACACUCUGGCUGGGGAUGUAGGCCUGCUGAGCAGGAACAUCAAGAUCAUCGGUGAGGAACAUCCAGGCUGGGCCAAGGAGUCAUUUGGAGGCAGAGUGCUGGUUGGCUCUUUCUCCAGUGGAGGGAUCACAUACAGAGGGCAAGCACAGAUUAGGAAUGUUGAGUUCUACCGAAGUGGACAGUAUGGCUACCCAGACCCCGAAGACCCUCGCUACUCUGUGGCUUUCCUCAACCUGGGAGAGGUGGCUGCGAAUGAGUCCUACAUCCAGGGCUGUUCCUUCCAUCACGGCUAUUCUCCUGCUAUUGGUGUGUUUGGAACCAAUGGCUUAGGCAUUGAUGACAACAUCAUCUAUUUCACAGUUGGAGAAGGCAUUCGAGUAUGGGGUAAACACUGCAGGGUUCGGAGGAACCUGGUAACGAUGUCCGUGUGGCCUGGAACCUAUCAGGACAGAGGAGAGGAGACUAACUUCAACUGGAAUGCUGCUAUUGAGGUAAACGAAGGCACGCAUGUGGUUCUCCAAGAUAACAUUGUGGCUGGUUAUGAGAGAGUGGCAUAUCGCAUCAACGGAGAACCUUGCCCAGGCACGCCAAAUGCAGUGGAGACUUGGCAGCAGAAUGAAGCUCAUGGAGGCCUUUAUGGAGUAUACAUGAACAAAGAUGGGCUACCUUUCUGUUCCCUCAUUCAGAAUUUCUUUGUGUGGAGAAGCUUUGACUACGGCAUUUAUGUUCAGGCUUCCAUGACUGUCCUGAUCUCCAAUGUCACACUGGUGGACAACGGAAUGGGAGUUAUGUCCAUCAUCUACUCACCUCCAUCUGUCUCACAUGAGUAUUCCAACAAAAAAGUUCUUAUUCAGCAUGCGCUGAUUGUUGGCAGUAGCCCUAGUCUGGACUGCUCAGAGAUUCUUCCAUCCACUGACGCUAAUGUCCAGUUUAGCUCCGAACACAGAGCUCCCAGACCAAACAACGGUGGAAGGAGUGGAAUCUGCUGGCCAACUUUUGAAUCAGAUCACAAUCAUGCACCUGAGGAACCUCAUCAUGGAAUCACGAGCUACAACGCUAUCAGUGGGCUCAUGACAGUUACUGAUACGGUGUUUGUGGGAUUUGGAAGCACUUGCUCUAAGCAAACAUCUGUUAUCUUCAUGACCAACCCAAAGAAUGAAGAUAUGCAGCACCCACUUCAGGUUAAGAGGGUGACUGUAGUGGACAGCACAGAGGAUGCAAAAGUGUUCAUCCACAGGCCAGAUGUGAGGAUGGUCAAUCCUGCCAAGUGUCUGGACAUGGACUGUGAUGCCAAGAAGAAAGCUCUGCUCAAGGACCUGGACGGCUCCUUUCUGGGAGCUGUUGGGCACGUAGUGCCACAGUCUGAGUUUGAGUGGAAUGGAGACAAGCGCCGGGGCCUGGGUGAUUACCGAAUCCCCAAAGUCAUGCUCACUUACCUCAAUGGGAGUCGCAUCCCAGUGGACCAAAUUGCCCCCUAUAAAGGAAUCAUCCGAGAUUCUAGCUGCACGUACAUGAAUGCAUGGCAAAGUUACAAAUGCUUUGGCCUGAAUUAUGAGAUGCUGGCGAUUGAGAGUCUUGACUCAGACACAGAGACCAGACGGCUGUCUCCAGUAGCUUUGCUGGGGGAUCGCUAUGUGGACCUACUAAACGGUCCCCAGGACCAUGGCUGGUGUUCAGGCUACACAUGCCGCAGGAGAGUGUCUCUGUUUCACAGCAUUGUGGCCACAAACAAGUCCUUUGAUGUGUUCUUCACUAGCACUUCACCUCAGAAACUGCGUCUGAUGUUGCUCAAUGCCGACAACUCAAGGGCUGUCCGGGUGGCUAUUUUUUACUCCAAACCUCAACGUUUAGAUGUCUAUGUUAACAAAAGUUUGGUUGCUCCUACCAACGCAAUCUGGAACAGUGAUAAAACAGACUUCACUCUUAAGGAGCCCACUUUCAAAGGACAAUUUAUUCCAAAGCUAGAAUCAGAUGCUGCUGGGUCAAACUUCUUCGAGAGUACUUACAAAAUGUUGAACAUCCUGGUGAGAGGCUCCACCCCUGUGGAGAUUCGUACCUCGCCGCUGCUCUUCAUUUCCUUCCAGCUACCUGCCAUGACAGAGGAGGAGUUCUUUGGUGACAAUCUGGUGAAGAACCUGGCCCUGUUCCUAAAGAUCUCUCCUAGUAUGAUUCGGGUCACCAAGGUAGUACGUGAAGGCCAGCAACGGAGACGACGGGCUACUGGCUUGACUGCGGUGGUGGUGAUUAGCCAACCUCCUGUACAACAAGCCACCAACACAACCAAUGAAGCGCAAGCCUACAAGGAUUUGAUGAACAUUGCUAAUAAUUUGGGCCAAGCCUCUGCUUCUGGCAAUCUAAGCAAAUUAAUUGGGAUCAACGUUGGGGCUCUUGGGUUCAUUCCUCCAAAUCCUCCACCUUCUGACCCAACUUGGGCUGAGGUGGCCACUCAGCAAGUCACCAGGGAGGCUCCCACUGCGCUCUUUGUGACCAGAGUGGACUCACUAAAGGUGAUGGUGCAGCCUGAGGCUGGGGAGUUUAAUGGCCCCCUUCUUCAGCAGCCCUCCAUCAUGGCCAUCGAUGUACAGGGAAACUGUGUGUCUUUGGGGAUCACAUCGCUCAUGCUUACAGCAUCACUGAAAAACUCCAGUGGCAGCAACAUAGAGGGACUUAUGGGGAACACAACCAUCCCCUUUGAUGGCUGCUGGGCGAACUACACUGACCUUUCCAUCAGUGCUGAGGGUAUCGGCCUGAAAAUGUACUUUAUUCUGAAUGAAGUGAGCACUGAAUCUAGAUCCUUCAGGGUCGGGACUGGCACUGCAGCUGUUACUGGCACAGCAAGUGUUACUGGCACUGCAAGUCCUUCUGCUAGCCAGUCAUCCACAUUCACUGGAAUACCACUGAUGUUCUCUGCUUUUCUUUUUUGCAUAAAUUUAUUCUUUUCAUCUGUUCUUUUAAGAGUGUAAAUUGUAAUCUAACCCCUGUGGUUAUCUGUGGACCUUUGUAUUAGUCCAAAUUCACUUUCUUUUAAAAUAAUCAAACAUACUACUUUUUGUUUCCACUUUCAAACAACUAUGAGCAGUUUCGUGUUGAGUAAAUAUCUGCUGGAAAAGUAAGAGAGGUUCUUAUAUUUACCCAAAGUUAAUGAUAGAUUUUUAAUUUAAUUCUUAGAAUGAUGCAUUGAUAAAAAAAAAAUA
Molecule: messenger RNA, 12886 nt
Organism: Paramormyrops kingsleyae
Lineage: Eukaryota; Metazoa; Chordata; Actinopteri; Osteoglossiformes; Mormyridae
Source: RefSeq, a predicted model, not a curated record